CUUCCUCCGAGCCGCACCGAAACUUGCGCCUGGCGGCUGUUCGCAAGGCUCCGGGGAGUUUGCAGUGCGUUCUACCCCCGCCUCCCCUUCCUGGACCCGGGUCCACCAGGGCGAGGAGCCCCGCGAUAGCGGAGCCCAGCCGGGUACUGCUGUUCCUGAAGGGGCCGGGCAGGGUCGGGCUCUCCCUGAGGAAAGCGGGGAGAGUCAGGCAGGGAGACUCUGCUCUCCCCGAGGGACUGGGCAGGGUCGGGCAGGGCACCUCGUCUCUCCUUGAGGGAACCGGGCAGUGCACCCCAGUCCUCCUUGAGGAGAUUGGGCAGAGCACCCCGGCUCUUGCUGAAGGAACCGCGCAGUGCACCCCUGCUCCCCGCCGGGAGUUCUGGCAAAAGGAGGCCGCGGGCAACCCAUCCCGGAGGCUCCGUCGCCAUCGUGGGUCUCUUCUCCAUGAAGCCCUCCCGGCGCUUUUUUGGGAUGCUGUGACGUCAGCGUUGUCAAGGAUGAGUACCCGCCUUUAGAUCGGAUCACUCAAAAAUCACUACCUGUUCAGACAUAAAAGCCAUCCAAGGCGGUCUCGAAGAAGUGCCGUUCUUAUCACCAAAAGACUUUCUGAUGAUGACCGGGUGUCAUGGGCGGAGCAGCAAUAUGAAAAAAAGAGAACUAAGCGUGCCAUCGUGAGAAACUCAGCAGACAAUCUUUUCAAUGAUCCUAUGUGGAAUCAGCAGUGGUAUCUGCAAGAUACAAGAAUAACUCCAUCCCUGCCCAAACUGGAUCUCCAUGUUAUUCCUGUAUGGCAGAAAGGAAUAACAGGCAAGGGUGUUGUCAUCACAGUAUUAGAUGAUGGCUUGGAGUGGAAUCACACUGACAUCUUCUCUAACUAUGAUCCAAGGGCAAGUUAUGAUUUCAAUGACAAUGAUCACGAUCCCUUUCCUAGAUAUGAUCCAACAAAUGAAAACAAGCAUGGAACACGGUGUGCAGGAGAAAUUGCCAUGCAAGCCAACAACAGAAAAUGUGGAGUUGGAGUUGCCUAUAAUUCCAAAGUUGGAGGUAUACGAAUGCUGGAUGGAAUAGUCACUGAUGCUAUUGAAGCCAGUUCAAUUGGUUUCAAUCCAGAACAUGUGGAUAUUUACAGUGCAAGUUGGGGCCCUAAUGAUGAUGGUAAAACUGUAGAGGGACCUGGGAGACUGGCACAGAAGGCUUUUGAGUAUGGAAUAAAGAAGGGUCGAAAUGGGAAAGGCUCCAUUUUCGUAUGGGCUUCUGGGAACGGAGGCCGUCAGGGUGACAACUGUGACUGUGAUGGUUACACUGAUAGUAUCUACACUAUUUCCAUUAGCAGUGCUUCUCAGCAGGGCCUUUCUCCCUGGUAUGCAGAGAAGUGCUCUUCAACUCUGGCCACAGCAUACAGCAGUGGGGAUUAUACAGACCAAAGAAUUACAAGUGCUGAUCUUCACAAUGAAUGUACAGAGACCCACACUGGGACCUCUGCAUCUGCACCACUGGCAGCAGGAAUUUUUGCCUUGGCACUGGAAGCAAACCCAAAUCUAACAUGGAGGGAUAUGCAGCACUUGGUAGUGUGGACCUCAGAAUAUGAUCCACUGGCUGGAAAUCCAGGAUGGAAAAAGAAUGGAGCAGGACUGAUGGUCAACAGUCGAUUUGGGUUUGGACUACUCAACGCCAAUGCGUUGGUAGAUUUAGCUGAUCCCAAAAGAUGGAAAGGCGUACCAGAAAAGAGAGAGUGUAUUGUCAAAGACAAAAGCUUUAAACCAAGAUUAUUAAGAGCAAAUGAGGAAGUCAUCAUUGAAAUUCCCACGAAAGCCUGUGAGGGUCAAGAAAGUUUCAUUGCAUCUCUGGAGCAUGUGCAGCUGGAGGCCACGAUUGAGUAUUCCCGUAGAGGUGAUCUUCAUGUCACUCUGGUAUCUCCAGCAGGGACCAGCACUGUCUUACUGGCUGAGAGAGAGAGAGAUAGAUCUCCCGAUGGCUUUAAGAACUGGGAUUUCAUGUCUGUUCACACAUGGGGAGAGAAUCCAACAGGCACCUGGGUUUUAAGAAUUACUGAUAUGUCCAGAAGAAUAGAAAAUGAAGGAAGGAUUGUAAAUUGGAAAUUGAUUUUGCAUGGCACUGCUACACAGCCUGAACAUAUGAAGCAGCCACGUACAUACACAUCUUACAAUGCUGUGCAAAAUGACAGAAGAGGCGUGGAGAAGAUGACAGAUUUUGUAGAGGACCGUACCGCACAAGAGAACUUGCAUGAAAAAAACAAUGUCACAGAAAAUACCAGUAGUAGCAGUGACAAAGCAGAAGAUAAAAUCCCAUCAGAGGCUAUGCUACAUUUGCUGCGAAGUGCUUUUAGCAGACAGAUGGCUCAGAAGCGACUGCCAAAGAAGACUCCAAGUGAGAAGUUAAACAUUCCAUAUGAGCACUUCUAUCAAGCCCUCGAAAAAUUAAACAAGCCCUUCCAGAUGAGAGACUCGGAAGAAAGUCUGUACAGUGACUACGUUGAUCUUUUUUACAAUGCCAAACCAUACAAGCAUAGAGAUGAUAGACUGCUGCAAGCCUUGAUUGAUAUUAUAAAUGAAGGAAACUAAACUAUAGGGUUUGUCACUGAGUUGGAUAUAUUUAUUCUCCCCACUUCAUGUGUAGCCUUUUUUCAGAAGUCUGUUGUAUGCUCUAGUUGUGUGAUUGCUGCUUUGAUUGCUUCAUAUUUAAUACAAAUAUCAAGGAAGGAAAAAAAAAGUGUGUGGGAGUAUAAGCCAGUAAACUGAUGCUUUUUAGUAAUAGCUUUUUUCAAAGCCUUUCUUCAUUACCAUCAAAAGUAGAUUUGCCCCCUCAGGCAUGAAAUCCAGUAGUAUUCCCCUGAAAACUUGAAUGCUCUAUUUUAAACAAUUUUCACAUUAUUUAUUCUUCUACCCUAUUCAAAACUUUAAUUACCAAGCAGUUUUGAAGCAAACUGCCAGAGCUAUGGGGAGGUGCUCUCAUCCCUGGGUUUUUAAUGGCUAUUGAAGUCUUAUGUUUGGAAUUUAUUGCAGAUUUAACAUGUGUAGCCAGUACUGCUUCCAUCAUAGGUUUUAUGUUCGUUCUCCAAACAACAGUGCUCCCUUACCCUUCUAUUCUCCCAUAAAGGAGCAACUCAGAGGCUGGAGUUGGACUGGAGCAUCAGUGGACACUGAUGAAGUUAUUCACAAUUUAGAAUACAGACAGACACUAGCAUAAAAUAUCCCCAAAUGAGGAUGGCAUUCUCGCCACCUAACUUUACCUAAGUGAAGUGCCUGUAUUAUGAGCCUAGUCAUUCUAGGCUGUAUGUAAUGAGGGCAGAGGCUCCUACAGAUAGCACUUCAGAGCACUUGGAUAGUCUUUAUGCUGUUUUUAUUUAUCUGGAUGGUGUACUGAUCUUUUCGUAUCAACUAUAUGAGCUUUGGAGACCAACCACCUGCCUAUGGAGCCUCAGUCAGAUUUUUAAAAUUAAGUAAUAUAAAUGAGAUGCCUAUGUCUGCAGUAGUCAGGACAACAAAGCUGAGAUCUCUUUGUCCUUUCUUUGAACUGCAGCCGAGGUGGAAUGAAAGGGUUAACUGCACCAGCAGAUCCUACUUAAAGACUGGAUCUUGGAGUGUCUGGGAUAGAUUGUAACAUUUCCCAAGUACCUAGGAAUUUAAGGCAAAGUGGAGGGGGAGAGGUAUGAAAUGCAAAAAGUACUCCAAGAAUGGAGUCAGAAAUUUUCCACACAAAGCUCUCUAAAGUCAGUCAAGACUGACAUAUUAUUUUGCUUUUCAUAAUUAAAUUAAUGCAGUGUUGGAUGCUCAGAAAUUAACGGGGAUCUAGAACAAGGAAAUGGAGAUUCCCAGGGGAUAUUUUUCUCAUUGCAGUGCCUAAGAUAAUCGAAACAAGUGCUGAAUGGUUUUUACUUUCUCUCUCAUCUACUACUGAAAUGUGUUUUCCAGACACUCUAGACUAUUUGAUUCUCCUUCACUGUCUACUCUUUUAAAGAUGAUGCAAGUGUCUCUAAGUCAGGAAUUUAGCUUUUUGCUCACAAUUCAUCAGUUUGGAUAGUGAUUUUUCAUACUUCCCGGUAAAUUCUGUAAUUUAAAGGCAAAUCUAUUUAUUGGAAUAAUAUUUAGGUAAUCUUCUGUGGGAAAGGACCUGCUCUAAAGACAGUUUUGAGAACUGUCUUUCCAAACUGGAGAUUUAAAAAUCUCGGCUUAUUCUUUCUUUGUGAUAGUUUCAUGCCUAUCAUGGGCUUAGUGUGCUUUAUUGCCAGCUUUAGAUAGGUUUAGCUUAGUUGAUUUAAUAACUCUUCCAUAUUUCUUGUCCAUGCUUCAAGGAUAACAGCUCCAUGAUUCUGAUACUGACUCAUUUCCUCUCUACUAAAAAAAUUUGCUUAGAAUGAGACGUCAUGAAAAAAAUCCCCACAAGUGAUCCAGAUCAGAAAGCUUUCUUCUGCUGUUCCUUGCAUGUACAAGCUUUCUGGCAACUUAUAACUACUGAACAAGCAAAACCAUAAAAAUUUCUAAUUGCUGCCAUUGCAGAGUGAGGGCACUAACUUACUUCCACUAAUGUUUCAUUUUCAGAACUAGAAGUUUAUCUCCAUGGUAAAUAUUCCCAUCUGGAGAGGCAGGACCACUUUUAGUCCUGUGCAUUGAAACUCAGAGGUUGGUUCCCUCAGAUAACAGUGAUUUUUGCAGUCUUUGUUCAGGUAUGUUACAGCAAGGAAAGUACUAGCAACACUAAAUCAUGCAUUGAAAGAGGUUUUCAGAUAAAAUGGGUGAAAAACAUAAGACCUUCCUUUCUUUUAAGAUUAGUUCCCACGUUGUAGCCAAAGUUUCAUCAGAGGACAAGUUUAAAAUCUCUCUUUUGAAUGUUUCCAACACAGAGUAGAUUGUAAAGGAGUAAAUUAUUUUUAUUGUUAGUCUUUCCUUGGUGCCUGUGUGGGUUUUGUGAAAAAUGUAAAAGGAAAAAAAAAGUUUUCUCUCAGAAUUUUAAAUUAUAUUUUCAUUACAGGUAUUUAUAAUAUAGUAAAGAUUUUAUUGAACAGACAGAAUUUUAAAAGGCAUAAUAAAUUAUAUUGAAGAACCAGAUUUUUCUUGGGAAAGAGACAAUUUCAUCCAAUAAAGAUAUUUUUUAAAAGGCAUGUUCCAAUAGCAGCUGUAACAUGUAUGUAAUGUGAUGUUAGAUUUGUCUACCAGUGACUUAAUACAGUGUAUUAGCAGAGCACA
Melopsittacus undulatus (budgerigar) is the source of this 5204-nucleotide messenger RNA. It is a transcript of the gene PCSK1, whose product is annotated as proprotein convertase subtilisin/kexin type 1. Bases 708 to 2582 code for a protein of 624 amino acids. The record is from RefSeq and is a predicted model, not a curated record. Gene Ontology annotation, cellular component: membrane; neuron projection. Gene Ontology annotation, biological process: peptide hormone processing. Gene Ontology annotation, molecular function: serine-type endopeptidase activity. The transcript is spliced from 14 exons. NCBI's taxonomy places the organism in Eukaryota, Metazoa, Chordata, Aves, Psittaciformes, Psittaculidae.